CUCGUCUUGGACAGAAAGGUCGAAGGAAGACAGAAAGAUGUAAAAGACGACCUGAGGUGCCCAGCAAAGCCAAUGGUGGGACGGCCAGUGAUGUUGGCAGCAGAAGAGGUUCCCCUAGGAGAGCUGUAAGGUAUUGUCAAUGAAAAGAGUACUUGGAAAGAUCCCAUCCUAUUUGGAAAGAGAGAAGAAUACUGUUUAGACUUCUACGCUUUUUUGUACUAUGAUUUUUUUUUGUGGAAAUCUUAUGGAUAAACCAAUAACCGGCAUCUCAGAGGACCAGGCAACGGCAAGUAUUAAGAUGGCAUGAAGCAGGAGGCUCUCCCCUGUACUGAUGUUCUCUGAACGCUCUCUCCCCUGUACUGAUGUUCUCUGAAGGCUCUCUCCCCUGUACUGAUGUUCUCUGACUGAACGCUCUUUCCCCUGUACUGAUGUUCUCUGAAGGCUCUCUCCCCUGUACUGAUGUUCUCUGAACGCUCUCUCCCCUGUACUGAUGUUCUCUGAACGCUCUCUCCCCUGUACUGAUGUUCUCUGAACGCUCUCUCCCCUGUACUGAUGUUCUCUGAACGCUCCCAUGGAGGAUGACUGGCCAGACAAAUCUUCAGAAAAACUCGUCCCCCAACUUACACCCGCGGUCAGCCAAUAAGACACCAAUCGAAAAUGAUGAGGAACCUGCAGACAACUGCCGCAGUAGGCCUUUAUCAGUGUGCGAUGACACCUCUUCUGAGCUACAAAGGGUCAUUUCCCAAGAUCAUGAUGAUGGGGUGUCACAGGCGUCUUUUAGAGGGAGGGGCGCUCUGUCCAGGAUAGUGCGCCUGGUGGUGGUCUUGCGGGAAUGGGCCCAGCGGAGUCUCCAUGAUCAGGAUCAAAGGCCCGAUUCCUUUCUAGACCGAUUCCGGGGACCUGAAGGGCAAGCUGCAGAGGAAAAUACUGGAAAGGGGAAAGAAACUCAAGAUAGAAAAGUCGAAACCAAGGCAACCCAACGAGUGAAGUUAUCGGAAAGAUUUGUGCUCGAUCCUUCCGGAAAAUGGUAUUAUCGGUGGCUCUAUGUCAUAGCCGCACCUGUGCUGUAUAAUUGGUUCCUGUUAAUAGUGAGGGCCUGCUUUAAUGACCUUCAAACCAGUUAUAUUAUAGUAUGGCUUACCUUGGACUAUAUUUGUGACAUCAUAUACAUCAUGGACAUUGUAAUCCGAUUCCGUACAGGAUUUUUGGAACAGGGGAGGUUGGUCCGAGAUACAAAAAUGCUAAGUGACAACUACAUCCAUACCUUGCAGUUUAAACUGGAUGUACUUUCGAUACUUCCAACCGAUCUCGGUUACUUGGCUAUUGGACUGCAGUGGCCAGAGGUGCGCUUCAACAGACUUCUGCACUUUCCGCGCAUGUUUGAAUGCUUCGACCAGACGGAGACUCGGACCAGUUACCCCAAUAUCUUUAGAAUCAUUAACCUAGUUUUGUACAUUAUACUUAUUAUACAUUGGAAUGCAUGCAUUUAUUAUGUUAUAUCUAAGGCCAUUGGUUUUGGAACAGAUACAUGGGUCUACCCAAAUAUUACCGAUACUGAACAUGAUUACCUAACUCGUGCAUAUGUCUACUGUCUGUACUGGUCCACUUUGACUCUCACCACCAUUGGAAAUUCCCCAACCCCCAUGACCGACACAGAGUAUGUUUUCAUCGUUUUUGACUUUUUGGUUGGGGUUCUGAUCUUCGCCACCAUUGUUGGUAAUGUGGGCUCCAUGAUUUCAAACAUGAAUGCCACGAGGACUGAGUUCCAGGGUAAAAUAGAUGCCAUCAAGCAUUACAUGCAGUUUAGAAAAGUAAGCAAGGAUUUGGAGGCCAAAGUCAUCCGAUGGUUUGACUACGUCUGGACAGCCGAGAAGACGGUGGAUGAAAAGGAGGUGUUGAAGAAUCUCCCUGCCAAACUGAGAGCCGAAAUUGCCAUAAAUGUUCAUCUGGAAACUUUGAGAAAGGUUCGGAUCUUCCAGAACUGCGAAGCCGGUCUCUUGGUUGAGUUGGUCCUAAAACUCCAUCCUCAAGUUUUCAGCCCCGGCGAUUACAUCUGCCGUAAAGGAGACAUCGGCAGAGAGAUGUACAUAAUCAAGGAGGGGAAGCUCGCUGUGGUCGGAGAGGAUGGAAUAACUCAGUACGCUAUUCUCACUUCAGGGAGUUGUUUUGGUGAGAUUAGUAUCCUCAAUAUCAAAGGGAGUAAGAUGGGAAAUCGAAGGACUGCCAGUAUUCGGAGCCUCGGGUACUCGGACCUUUUCUGCCUUUCCAAGGAUGACCUGAUGGAAGCUUUGGUAGAGUAUCCAGAUGCCAAGAAGAUCUUGGAAGAGAGAGGAAGAGAAAUACUGACCAAGGAAGGCCUGCUUGAUGAGACCAAGGAGACAAAUUUGAUGGAAGGCAAAUCUCCUGAGGAAAAAUUGGAGGUUCUGGAAUCCAAUGUGGACAUCUUAAACACUCGCUUUGCUCGUUUGCUCCGAGAAUACAGUUCUGCUCAUCAAAGCCUCAAACAAAGGGCCAUCCUACUAGAGGGGAGAUUAAAGGUCCUUCAGGAGCGAGACGUUUUCUCAGAUGAGAUGUAGAGAAAAAGUAUCUACUAACAAAACUAUAGUCCUGCUUCAUCAAAGGCUUCUUCUGUAAAAAUCAUUUUGAAUCUAUAUUAAAGGUGAAGUUUAAC
Messenger RNA from Rana temporaria (common frog), 2671 nucleotides. RefSeq names its product cyclic nucleotide-gated olfactory channel-like. The transcript has 8 exons. Gene Ontology annotation, molecular function: protein-containing complex binding; cGMP binding; intracellularly cAMP-activated cation channel activity. Gene Ontology annotation, cellular component: plasma membrane; intracellular cyclic nucleotide activated cation channel complex. Gene Ontology annotation, biological process: monoatomic cation transmembrane transport; potassium ion transport. The record is from RefSeq and is a predicted model, not a curated record. Bases 579 to 2576 code for a protein of 665 amino acids. Lineage: Eukaryota; Metazoa; Chordata; Amphibia; Anura; Ranidae.